Molecule: messenger RNA, 3367 nt
Organism: Rubroshorea leprosula
Lineage: Eukaryota; Viridiplantae; Streptophyta; Magnoliopsida; Malvales; Dipterocarpaceae
Source: the annotation of a GenBank genome assembly
CUGUUCUUCUCUCCCUCCCGCAAUUGUAGAAGCUCUGGAAACUUCGUCAGAAUGUCUUUUGGGACACGCACUCGCUCUUACCCACUUGACAACAUUUAUUCCUAAAUAAACCUCCGCAAACCAAACGAUUUUCUCGCAGUUUCUCAGCAACCAAACAACACACAAAAAAAUUUCUCUGCUUCUCCCUCUCUUGCCUAACCACGUUCUCGCCACAGAAAAAAAAGGAAAAAAAAAGGGAUCUCAACUGUCUCAGCGAUUAUAUCCCUACAUCAUCGGCAUCGGCAUUCUGGUGCUGGUAAAAUUAAACCUGGUGUACAAUGACUGUUGAUUCGGCUAAUCGGAAGGAGUUCGUUAUAAAGAUUGAUGGUGGAAGUAGUCAGAGCAACGCUUCCGGUGGUGGCGACAGGAUUUGGGGAGACUCGGGUUAUGAUUUUUUGGGUGAUUCUUAUAAACUGAUGAAGAACGGGAAAAAAGAGAAUAUGGAUGUGGCUGCGAGUAGUGGUGGUGGAAAUAACAGUGGUGAGGAUUUUGAUUUUAUUCCGGGUAAGCAAGUGAUCGAUGACCCGCCGUCGAAGCUGAUCGGGCAGUUCUUGCACAAGCAGAAAGCGUCCGGGGACUUUUCGCUAGAUAUGGAUUUGGAGAUGGCCGAGCUUCAGCCCGGAAAUCGGGUUUUGCCACCGGUUUCAGAAUCUCUGUCAGCUUCAGGGAAUCGGGUUUCUAUUGAGCAGCCGGUUAAUAGUCAGCGGGAAAGUGUGAGGAGGAGACAUCAUUCGGAGUCACCGGAAAAGGAGGACGGUGGUGAUGAGGACGAAGUUGUGAGAUGCAGCUCGACUGCUUCGUUUCAACGGAGUCAGGGUUCCUUUCAGAGCCAGACGAGCAAUUUGUUGAAGACUAAAACAAAGUCGAGGUUGAUGGACCCACCAACUCCUGAAAGAGGGGGAGGGGAGCCAAGGUCUGCAAAAGCAGCGGUGGGAAGGUCUGGGCAGAUGAUGAGAUCUGGGUUUAUUGGGAAAACUGUGGAGGAGCAAGAGGAGGAUGAUUCAUUAUUUGAAGAGGACUUGCCUGAGGAGUUGAAGAAGGAGAAGUUAAGUGUAUGGUUUCUGCUCCAAUGGGUGAGUCUGAUUUUGAUAAUUGCCGCUUUUAUUUGUAGCCUUACAAUUCCUUAUUUGAGAGAGAAGAAACUUUGGAAACUUGACUUGUGGAAAUGGGAGGUCAUGGUUUUGGUUCUUAUAUGUGGAAGGUUGGUUUCUGGAUGCAUUGUAAAGAUAAUUGUGUUUUUCAUUGAGAGAAAUUUUCUGUUGAGGAAAAGGGUUUUGUAUUUUGUUUAUGGGUUGAAGAAGUCAGUUCAGAAUUGUUUAUGGUUGGGCCUGGUUUUGAUAGCUUGGCACUAUUUGUUUGAUAAAAGGGUUGCUAAGGAAACCAAUAGCAAGGUUCUUAGAAUUGUAACCAAAAUUUUGGUUUGUCUUGUGGUGGGUGUGAUGUUGUGGCUUGUGAAGACUCUUUUGGUGAAGGUGCUUGCCUCUUCUUUUCAUAUGAGCACCUACUUUGACAGAAUCCAGGAAUCACUGUUCAAUCAAUACGUAAUUGAGGCACUUUCAGGUCCCCCAUUGACUGAAAUCCAAAAAAUGGAAGAGGAAGAGGAGAGAACUGCAAAUGAAGUUAGGAAUCUAGAGAAUGCUGGUGUAGCUAUCCCUCCAGGCAUUAAGGCGUCUCAGUAUUUGUCACCCAAAUAUAGGAGAGUGAUAGGGAGUGGAAUAUUGCAGAAAAGUCCACGAGAUAAAACUCCUAAACUUUCCCACACGGCUUCUAAGAAGGGGGAUAAAGAAGAUCAGGGGAUAAGUAUAGAUCACCUUCACAAAUUGAACCCUAAGAACGUUUCAGCUUGGAAUAUGAAGAGGCUGAUGAAUAUUGUUCGAAAUGGUCAUCUUUCUACAUUGGAUGAGCGGAUACAAGAUAGUGCUUAUGGGGAUGAGUCAACUGAAAUUAGAAGUGAAUAUGAAGCAAAAAUUGCAGCUAGAAAAAUAUUCCAGAAUGUUGCUAAGCCAGGUUCCAAGUACAUUUAUUUGGAAGACAUUGAGAGAUUCAUGCGAGAUGAUGAGGCCUUGAAAACUAUGAGUCUCUUUGAAGGAGGAUCUGAAAGCAAGAAAAUUAGCAAAUCAGCCCUGAAGAAUUGGGUGGUUAAUGCUUUUAGAGAACGGAGGGCACUUGCAUUGACAUUGAAUGAUACGAAGACAGCUGUCAACAGACUUCAUCGGGUGGUAAAUGUCUUGGUUGGCAUCAUCGUCCUGGUGAUUUGGCUCCUCAUACUAGGAAUUGCAACCAGCAAAUUCCUUCUCUUUGUUAGCUCUCAACUUGUUGUGCUUGCAUUUGUAUUUGGAAACACCUUGAAGACAAUAUUUGAGGCUAUUAUCUUCUUAUUUGUAAUGCACCCAUUUGAUGUUGGUGACCGUUGUGACAUUGAUGGUGUUCAAAUGGUGGUAGAAGAGAUGAACAUCUUGAAUACUGUUUUCUUGAAAUUUGACAACCAGAAGGUCAUAAUCCCAAACAGUGUUCUUGCCACUAAGGCUAUCUAUAAUUACUAUCGUAGUCCUGACAUGGGAGAUGCGGUUGAAUUCUGUGUACAUAUAGCUACUCCUGCAGAAAAGAUUGCUAUGAUGAAACAGAGGAUAUUAUGUUACAUAGACAACAAGAAGGACCACUGGUAUCCAGCACCAAUGUUUAUAUGCAAGGAUGUGGAAGAUUUGAAUAGAGUGAGGUUUGCGGUAUGGCUAACACACAGGAUGAAUCAUCAAGACAUUGGAGAGAGGUGGGUAAGAAGAUCCCUCUUGGUAGAAGAGAUGGUCAAGAUUUUCAGGGAGCUGGACAUUCAGUACCGCUUGUAUCCCGUUGACGUCAAUAUCCGGAGUUUGCCUAUGCCUACCCCUACCGUAACCUCCGACCGCCUUCCUCCCAACUGGACAGCAGCAGCGAGCUAAGCUGGGAUACACACACUAGAGACCUAAUUACCUGGAUUUGGUAAUUACUUUGGCUACCUAGAUUUGAACUAUUCUUGUCUUUCAUUGAGCUCUGCUCUCCAAGGAGUUGAGGGCCAGUUUUGCCUACUCAUGAAGUCAGUUUUUAAUCCUACCAAUAUCAAGACCAUCCUGGAGACAUGGUUACUGUAUUGAGAGGAUAGCUUGGUACAAUUUGCUCAAUAUUCCAAUCAUCCAAAGUAGCAAUUCAAGCUCUUUCUGGACAUUGCAUAAUUGCGGCAGAGGAUCUCCUGUUCCUAUAGCCUGAAUAUUUUAUUUAAGUAUAUUAUGUACAUGCAUAAUAAUAUAAAUUUUAAUAUUAUGUAUACAUAAUAAUAUAAAAUUUAAUAUUAUGU